Messenger RNA from Ceratitis capitata (Mediterranean fruit fly), 1957 nucleotides. It is a transcript of the gene rho-4, whose product is annotated as protein rhomboid. Bases 686 to 1933 code for a protein of 415 amino acids. The transcript is spliced from 5 exons. Gene Ontology annotation, molecular function: calcium ion binding; serine-type endopeptidase activity. Lineage: Eukaryota; Metazoa; Arthropoda; Insecta; Diptera; Tephritidae. Gene Ontology annotation, cellular component: membrane. The record is from RefSeq and is a predicted model, not a curated record.
AAAUUCGCCUUGGCUGUGGAAUUCGCCUUAUCAUCACCUGUACUGAUUUUGGCCGGAUUCUUGUGCAUUCGCCUUAAUUCAUUUGUUCAUUCAGUAAAUUUUUUGAUAUUGUUGAAUAUAGUUAUAGUGCUUGUGGCGGUUGUGCUUUAAUCGGCUAGAGAAUAAUUCAUAUAUUUUUUAUUUUGUGUUUAAUAGUUGUUUGACAUUUCUACUUACCCUUAUUUUAUAACAUAUAUUCAUGUUAUCGAAUAAAGUAUUAUAAAUUGAGAAAUAAGUUAGCAAAGUGUGGAAGAAUCCAAGUGUUGUCGCAUUUAGUUUGGUUGAUUCGCAAUAGAAGAGAGAAAGCUAUUUAAAGUGGACGGAAUUGCAAUAAAUGCACUUUUCAUUAUUAAGCUGAAUUAAAGUAAAAUCAAACCGACAAUAAAAAAAACGAUAUUUGGGAGAGUACGAGUUAAGUGAAAUAACACAAUACUACAUAUAGGUGCAAUAAAAAUACUAUACCUAAGUAAAGGCAAAAUUAUUUGUAUUGAAGUGCAACUCGACCCGGCAAACUCACCCAGAAUUUAACUACAUCGAACAUAAUUAUAAACCAAAAUAAAACACACACUAUUGCUGGCUUAUGUGUUUAUGUGAAUUUUAAAUUUGUUUUAACUAUUAUUUAGUAUAAAAAGCUCACAUAAGCAGUAUGUCGGGGCUAGCAGCAAAAAAUCAGCAGCACCAACGAGACGUCGAAAACGGUCUUUAUCCACAAGUUCCAACAGAACGUGGCCAAUCAAUACAAAAGCCAACACCUUCUCGACCGCCACCACGACGACAAGAUACAAUCGACAUGGAAGUUAUACCCUUGAACCGUAGUCAAUCGGCUCCAGCAGGUGUUGAGGCAGACGACCGGCGACGCGCUCGUCGUAUUUUUGAUAACCAUGAUUCCGAUGGUGAUGGCUACAUCAGCACGCACGAACUCAAAGGCCUUAUAAAUGCGGGUCUCUGCAGUGACAUUCCCGCUUACAUUGCUACACAAAUUUUGCAAAAAUCGGAUGAUGACAGUGAUGGUCGCCUGGAUUUUGAAGAGUUCUAUCGAAUGUCUCAAACACACAAAUGGAUGAUUAGGAAUAUUCUCACGAAAUAUUGCCGUUUAGUUGUGCCGCCACCGAAGGCAAUCGAAGGUGAUCAAUUAGAUGGUGUCUACGAAAAGCAGAUGUCUGUUUGUCCUCCUCCACUAACUAUGGUUAUGUUUUCUAUAAUCGAAAUACUAUUCUUUUUAGUAGAUGUUAUACAUUUUCAAGAUGAUCCCAACAACACUGCCAACAUCGGAGAGAAUACGAAUGGCCCUGCAGCAACACUCUUUAUUUACAAUCCCUACCGGCGUUACGAGGCAUGGCGUUUCGUCUCGUACAUGUUCGUGCACGUGGGCUUAAUGCAUCUAUUCAUGAAUCUUGUCAUACAAAUAUUUUUGGGCGUCGCUUUGGAGUUGGUGCAUCAUUGGUGGCGUGUAGCUUUGAUCUACUUGGCCGGUGUACUGGCGGGCUCUAUGGGCACUUCCUUGACAAGUCCGAGAAUUUUCUUAGCCGGCGCAUCUGGUGGCGUUUAUGCACUCAUCACAGCGCACAUUGCAACAAUUAUUCUGAACUAUAAGGAGAUGGAAUACGCCAUUGUGCAGCUGUUUGUAUUUCUAAUUUUCUGUUUCACCGAUUUGGGCACCUCUGUAUAUCGUCAUUUGUCUGAUCAACACGAUCAAAUCGGUUAUAUUGCACAUUUAUCUGGCGCCGUAGCGGGUCUAUUGGUGGGCAUUGGCGUACUGCGUAAUCUAGAAGUUCGACGUUGGGAGCGUAUACUCUGGUGGAUCGCUGUCAUACUUUAUUUUUCGUUAAUGAUGACUGGUGUGCUGAUACACGUACUCAUGCCCGCAUAUUUUCCACGCCAAGAAUUCAAUUAGAUAUAGAUUACAUGCGUUCACGAA